This is a messenger RNA of Caenorhabditis elegans, 783 nucleotides long. RefSeq names its product SCP domain-containing protein (gene F23D12.3). NCBI's taxonomy places the organism in Eukaryota, Metazoa, Nematoda, Chromadorea, Rhabditida, Rhabditidae. The coding region runs from base 1 to 612 and encodes 203 amino acids. The record is from RefSeq and is marked reviewed. The transcript has 2 exons.
AUGUCUGCCCUUUCAAACUUUAGUUUCAGAGAUAAUCAAGCUCCGCCUUUCGAUUUGGAGCCCAUCGGACUCCACCUUUUUCAGCUCGUAUAUAAGAGAGUUUGGAGUGAAACUCUUUCAUUCAUUCAUCUGAAAAUGAUGAACAAAAUCACCGUUAUUCUCGUCUCUCUCCUCAUCCUGGCUUCAGGCUACAAAGUCCGUCCAUCUGCCAAGAACGCCGUUCAAGAUGCUCAUGACCAACUAGCCAAGCAUAUUCGAUGUUGGGAGGAGGUUGAUGACGACGAUCAAUCUAAAGGAUACACUCUAAGCGAGCCAAUAUACGAGCUAUGCAGCUUCAUGCCGGAUCCAAAAGACUACAACAAAUUUUACGUCAAUGGAGUUGAUAUGGAGUCCGAUGUCUACACCAACUUUUUGGCGAUGUACGCCAACGCACUUGAGGGAUAUGCAGUCUUGAACGUAUGCAUCCAAGAAGCCUUCCAAUUUCACGCUGCCAAACACCCGUCUCAAGUCAGUCUCCGCUGUCUCUGCAAACGGGACGGAUGCAAUCUCCCAAUGAGCUUCACAAACUUCUUAGACUACAACAAACUUGCAUUGCCGGAAAUCCACAUCUAAAUUAUUUGAACUGUCGUCCGAGUUCGUACCCUUGUCACCGAAAAUUAUCAGUUACACUUUCUCAUUUGUGGAUCUCAUUUUCUAUUAAUCUCUUCCUUCAUAAAUUGCACUUGCGAUGCAAUAUCAUUUUCAAAAAGACAUUAACAAACUGAAUAAAGUUAUAAAAUUUGU